GGCGGUUGAUCGAUCCAAGACAGAACUAACGUUAAGACUGAGUAUUUGAUCAGCUAAUUAGACGAUUUAGUCCUAAAUCCGCAAAGCAUUGAAUAAUCAUGAAGAACUCAUCGUCAUCCGUUUGUCUCAUUUUCUGGCUAUCCAUCGCAUGCUGUGUAAUGUGGACAAUCAAUGCACAAACUAGCAGCAGCCAAACAUCUGAUGCAGCAGUAACCUUGGAUGUGGAGGUGACGUCAGCAGACACCCCCGAACAAACAGAAGAGCCUGAAUCAGAGGGCACACCAUCACCUUCUCCCGUUCCUGAGCCUGCCCCUGGUGGUGGCAACGAGACCAAGGUCACAGAGAAACCAAAGAGUGGUAGUGUCAUCAAGACUGCUUCUAUCACCCUUCUCACCAUGGCUAUCCUAACAACCAACCUUGUUUAAUGAUUGUCUUCUUACGUCUCAGAAGAUACCUUCAUCAUUCUAUGGUUGAAGGGAGUGCAUUAGCAUGACUACAUGAGGUGGCGGACAUCAAAGAAUUGUUACAUAAAACCUCGGCUUUUGAGGAUUUGAAUUCACCAAGGGAGACGGACAAUCACUAAACUUUAACUUUCUUUAAAAUCCUUGCCGCCCAUUACCAGUUGACUUUUUUCAAUUCUUGUUGCAAUAUACUUUAGUUAGUGAAUUAUUUAUAGUUUUGAUGUCUUUUUGAUUGGGAAAAUGUUUGUCAUUUGACUGUAAAUAUAUGUUGUAACGUGAGAAAACUCUGCCUGAAUGACGCCUUUAGAAAAGCAGACCAUGGUAGGGAGAUUUCUUACAGUAGUGACAAAGUCCUGGACCCAGUAACCUAAAUCUUAGCGAUUGAUCACGGUUCUGAUUCAUACGAUUGAUUGCAUUGAUUAUUUUAUAUGAUCAAUUGUAAAAAUCAUUCCCACCAUCAAUCUCAAAGGUUUGUGUUACGGGGCCCUGAAAACUUUUAUUACACGAUUAUUAUGAUAAAAGUAAUCUGAUAUCCGAUUUUGUUUUUAUUUUGAAUAAGUUAUAAAUCCACGAUCUUACAUUGAAAAUAAGAAGUUUUUUACGGGUUUUUUACCUAAUAAAUUAUUGUGAAUCUGUAAAUUAGAUGAGUGCAGACCACGCAUAUUAAUAUAAAUUAAUUGCAUCCAUAAAUGGUAAAAUGGUAAAAAAUAAAAGAAAUAUUGAUGCAUGUUAAUGUUAAUCUUCUUAAUGAAUUAAGUCGAUUGAUCUCUAGUCACAAGCAUCGAAGUUGCAUCAUUCGCGGAUUUAAUACACAAAGAUAAAAUUUUCAUAAAAUAUAUUCAUAAUUUUAUUAAAAAGAAGAAGGGAAAAAAAAUCAGCGGUCAGAUCUAGGAAUUGACUGUGAAAUUGAUCUUCUCGGGGAAAAUACUAUGCAGCGUGGUUUUGGAAUUUGAGUCAAAGACGAUUUUUGAUCACAUUAAAAGUGCGUAAAGAACUUUGCUGUUUGCAUGAUAUUAAGUAUCAGUGAUGUUUAAUAAUUUCAUUCCUUUUAACUGUUCGCGAUCCUAAGAUGUAAUUUUUGUUACGGAUGAGAAUUGUGUCCAGAAUGAUAAAAAGCUGUAUGAUGACAGUACUCUGAAAACGUCUUCCGAUAGACCAGAACUCCACGAUGUCGAACUUCGUCGAGAUUAUUUGAUAGUAAAAUUUAAAACUGACUUUUUGUUCAUAACGGAUUUUAUAAUAAUCUAUAUUGUUCUCUGUGACUACAUGUAUUAUGUAAAACAAUAUGUAUUACGAAUUUUGAUUUAUAUAUUAUCUGUCUGUUUCACUUCAUUCAGUUUCUUCGAGAAGGAAUACACACAAUACAAGUUU
This is a messenger RNA of Lytechinus pictus (painted urchin), 1832 nucleotides long. RefSeq lists its product as uncharacterized. The coding region runs from base 99 to 425 and encodes 108 amino acids. Lineage: Eukaryota; Metazoa; Echinodermata; Echinoidea; Temnopleuroida; Toxopneustidae. The transcript has 5 exons. The record is from RefSeq and is a predicted model, not a curated record.